Messenger RNA from Coprinopsis cinerea okayama7#130, 1338 nucleotides. RefSeq names its product metacaspase-1. Lineage: Eukaryota; Fungi; Basidiomycota; Agaricomycetes; Agaricales; Psathyrellaceae. The coding region runs from base 1 to 1338 and encodes 445 amino acids. The transcript is spliced from 12 exons. Gene Ontology annotation, molecular function: cysteine-type endopeptidase activity. The record is from RefSeq and is a predicted model, not a curated record. Gene Ontology annotation, biological process: proteolysis.
AUGUCCAACCCAAUAAUCCAACUCGACCUCUCGAAGCAGAGACUGUUCAUCCAUCCAGAUGCUCCUUUACCCAGGUUCAACCCCAAACCGAAAGCCGUCAUGGUAACGCCUAUUUACGACUAUGACGGCCCCCUUCCUCCUCCCCCCCUGGGGACUUCAUCGAGAUCAGGAUCGCGAGACGCACGAGACGACGUGUAUACUUAUGCUUUUAACGCUGCGCAAGAUGCCUUAAAUCGUCGCACACACGGCAGAACCGGCAGGAGAUACUCGUCACAUUCUCCCGGUUCGUAUCGUCGGGACUCUGUCUCCCCCGUUUCGUACUCGGUACCCUACGGCAAAGAUGGGAGAUACAGCUACAGUGGUCCUAGCGGCUACGCCCCCUCCGGUCAAAGCGGUUACAGUCAAUCAUAUGCUGAGGACAGAGCACGCCCUCCAGACGAUCCAAUCGCCCAGAAUCCACCGGACUACCAAAUCCAAGCAACUCAAGGAUAUAGCCCCUCCCAAAGCCAUCAAUCCUACUCAGGAAGACCCUACUCAGAUGACAGGGCACGACCUUCUCACGAUCCUAUCGCCCAGAAUCCACCAGACUACCAAGUCCAAGCGACUCAAGGCCACGGAGGUUACUCCCCAUCCCAAGGGCGCCCAGCCUCUGGCCGUCCUGCGCCUCCGUCCACACCGGGGUCUCUCGCUUCUAUCCCUAUCGUCUCUUCUCCACCUGAAAAGUACCGCCCAAGCCGACAGUCAAAGUUCUUCGAAAAGUUAAUCCAAGAUUAUCUCAAGGUUAUCCCCCUCAAUCCAGAGUAUACGUCGUCAAGGUGUACUCGGAGGAAACGAGCCCUAUGCAUUGGAAUCAACUAUGUCGGCCAGAAAGAUGAACUACGUGGAUGUGCAAACGACGCUCGACAUAUGAGAGACUUCCUUAUCCAACAAUACAAUUUCCCACCCAGUGAGAUCCUAGUUAUGACGGACGAUGAUCCUCGCAAUCCACUCCCUACCCGGAAAGAAAUGUUCCAGGCUUUCAUGUGGUUAGUGAGAGACGCGGGACGAGAUGAUUCCCUGUUCUUCCACUACUCCGGUCACGGUGGACAAACCCCAGAUGCUAGUGGAAGAGAGGCUGAUGGAAUGGACGAAGUAAUAUACCCUGUGGACUACCAUGAAAUUCCAAGUGGGCACAUCAUCGACGAUGCAGUCUUCGAUGUGAGUUCAAAGUUGUCUUGCGAUCGAGCCCUCGUCGCUGAGCGCGAGCUAGUCAUGUCACUCCGGAACAGUCCUAGAGACGACGAAAAAGCCGCUGAUACCUUCCGAGGCACUAAUAAAAAGCUUGGAAAACAACACUAA